AUGAGAAGAUGCGUGGCCUGGGUCUGUCGCGGCGGAAGGGUGUCAAGUCUGACAGUGGGACCCAAGCUUCGCAGUCACAGCCUGUUCGGUCCUCGAGAUGAGAUGGGGGCUCCUACACAGCCGGUGGUCACCACCAGAGAUCUGCUUAUACAGUCUCUGGCCAAGUCCCUCCCCUCCGUCACCAGGGACCACCUCGCUGACUAUUGCGCCAAAGAGAAGAACUUCAAGUGGAAUCAAGUGACGAGGCCCACACCUCUCUCUGUGGUGGUCCACACGGACCUAUCAGCACAACGCCUGCCGUUCUACAAGGUCCCAGACUCACUGCUCGUACAGGCUGCCCUCUCCAAGACCAGGGAGACCUGGACUCCUGCAGCUCUGAAACGCAAACUCUGCUCCAACGUCGAGGACACACCUUUCCUCCGCACCCCCCUCUUACCUCGCCUCUCCAACUUAUCUCCACUCCAAGAAGGAAAACCGGGUGUGCGGUGGCAUGCCGAUGAUACAACAGGGGACGGCCGAGCCAAGCGUGCGAGGCUUGUGUUAUCUCCCUCUACAGAGCAGACCACCCACAAGACAGAGACGAUGGAUAUGACGUGUCCGGAGAGUUGCGCUCUACUCCAUACCCCGCUUGUGUCUCGACUUGUCAAACAACCCAAGGAAGCAACUACCCCCCACUCCAUCCUUAAGGGUUCAGCCACCAAUACUCCUGUAACACCAGCCAGAAGCGACAAGACUCUGGUGGCAUCUGUAGUGAGUCGUCAGAUAAGCUUCAGUCAUAUUAAGAUGGGGUUCAGCCACCAAUACUCCUGUGACACCAGCCAGAAGCGACAAGACUCUGGUGGCAUCUGUAGGUUCAGCCACCAAUACUCCUGUAACACCAGCCAGAAGCGACAAGACUCGGGUGUCAUCUGUAGGUUCAGCCACCAAUACUCCUGUAACACCAGCCAGAAGCGACAAGACUCUGGUGGCAUCUGUAAGUUCAGCCACCAAUACUCCUGUAACACCAGCCAGAAGCGACAAGACUCGGGUGGCAUCUGUAGGUUCAGCCACCAAUACUCCUGUAACACCAGCCAGAAGCGACAAGACUCUGGUGGCAUCUGUAGUGAGUCGUCAGAUAAGAUUCAGUCAUAUUAA
Molecule: messenger RNA, 1134 nt
Organism: Homalodisca vitripennis (glassy-winged sharpshooter)
Lineage: Eukaryota; Metazoa; Arthropoda; Insecta; Hemiptera; Cicadellidae
Exons: 9
Coding region: 1-1134 (377 amino acids)
Source: RefSeq, a predicted model, not a curated record